Messenger RNA from Periconia digitata, 2478 nucleotides. Lineage: Eukaryota; Fungi; Ascomycota; Dothideomycetes; Pleosporales; Periconiaceae. The record is from the annotation of a GenBank genome assembly.
ACCUCCGCCUCCACCCGCGAUCCGACCUCCCAGGCACGCUCCGAGUGGACCGCCGCCAUGCCUCCCAAGCGCAAGGCAGCGGCUCAAACGGCGGCUGAGGCCGACGCCGAAGGUUGGGUUUCGGAUGACAUGGGCGCUAUGAGCGACCAGGAGAUGUAUGAUGAUCUGAAGAAGAACUUUAGCAUAGGGGGCAAGAAAAAGCGGGCGGCAAUCCACAAAGCAGAUGCUGCGUCAUUUCUAUUCAAACAUGAUAAUCUGGACCAACCGUUAAAGGCUGACGCUGCUAGUCGGCCUUUGUGGGUGAACGAUGAUGGCAAAAUAAUAAUGGAAUCGUUCAACCCUCUUUUCGAAGAGGCCCAGGACUUUCUUAUCAAUAUCGCCGAGCCCGUUUCGCGCGUAUCUCGGAUGCACGAGUACACUCUUACCCUCCACAGCUUGUUCGCCGCCGUCUCCGUCGGUCACAGUAGCAAGGAGAUUAUUGACAGACUGGAACGAUAUUCCAAGGUCUCGCUGGGUAGUAAUGUAGUAGCUUUCAUCAAGAAGGCCACCUCGUCGUUCGGUAAGGCAAAAAUUGUGCUGAAAAAGACAUUAUCCUACAUCGAAAGCGACGAUCCAGCCAUCCUUCGGCGUCUUCUCCAAGACGGAACCGUGGCAUCGUGUCGCGCAGAUAACACAGAUGGUCUGAUACAAGAGGCUGCUCCUAAGAUCGGCGUCAUGGCUAUUCCAGGAACCAAAAUGGCAGCUGGGGCCACCCAAAUUGCCCAGACGGCUACUGCCGAACCGCAAGCACCGGUUGAUAUGAUCGCAUCCCUUAGGGAAGAGGAUGAGGAUGAGGAUGUUGCCAAAGUCCAUUCUUUCCAGAUUAGAAGUGAAAGCCGUGAGGAGGUGAUCAAACGUUGCCAGCAAAUCGGGCUUCCGCUCACGGAGGAGUAUGAUUUCAACAAUGACGAAGUCAAUGCGAAUCUCGACAUUGAUCUGAAACCUCAUGCUCAGAUACGAUACUACCAGGAAAAGGCUCUCAGCAAAAUGUUUUCCAAUUCUCGUGCACGCUCUGGCAUCAUUGUACUUCCAUGCGGUGCUGGCAAGACUUUGGUCGGUAUCACCGCGGCCUGUGGUGUUAAGAAAUCCGUCAUUGUACUGUGCACCAGCGCCAUGUCUGUGGUACAAUGGCGGUCGGAAUUCAUCAAAUGGUCCAACAUCAACCCCGACGACAUCGCUUGCUUCACCGCAGAGAGUAAAGCUGUAUUCAAGGGCAAUGCGGGUAUCUUGAUCACCACUUAUGCUAUGAUUACGUCUGUGCGCAAUCGCUCCUAUGACUCAGAAAAGGCCAUGGACUUUAUCAAAGCACGAGAAUGGGGGUUGUUGAUCGCUGAUGAGGUCCACGUUGUACCAGCUAAGAUGUUCAAGCAAGUAACAUACGCUGUCGCUUCGCAUGCUAAACUUGGUCUGACGGCUACGUUGCUGCGAGAGGACGACAAGAUUGGCGACUUGAACUUCUUAGUUGGGCCCAAACUUUAUGAAGCUAAUUGGCAAGAGCUUUCGGAGCAGGGACACAUUGCCAAAGUGCAAUGUGCCGAAGUGUGGUGCCAAAUGACGCCCGAGUUUUACACGGAAUGGCUAAGGUCGCCGCCGUCCUCACCCAAGAACGACAUUAUAUCCUCCCUCAAUCCCAACAAAUUUCAGGCCUGCCAAUUCCUUAUCGAGUAUCACGAAAAGCGAGGCGACAAGAUUAUCGUUUUCUCCGACAAUGUCUUUGCAUUAGAGAAGUACGCAUUGAAGCUCCAUAAGGCCUACAUUUAUGGUGGCACGCCACAGAAUGAGCGAAUGCGAAUCCUAGAAAAUUUCCAGCAUAACCCCGAAGUCAACACCAUCUUUCUUUCCAAGAUUGGUGACACAAGUUUAGACCUUCCCGAAGCAACCUGCCUCAUACAAGUAUCGGCGCAUUACGGAUCACGACGCCAAGAAGCGCAACGACUCGGUAGAAUUCUUCGAGCGAAGCGAAGGAACGAUGAAGGAUUCAACGCCUUUUUCUACUCGCUCGUCUCCAAAGACACGGAUGAGAUGGCAUAUGCCUCGAGGAGGCAAGCCUUCCUUGUUGAUCAAGGUUAUGCAUUCAAAGUCAUCACCCGCCUGGAGGGACUAAACCAACGAACUGAUUUAGCCUUCUCGACCCCCCAGGAGCGACGAGAGCUCCUUAUGGAGAUAUGCAUUGCCAAAGAUCACGAAAUCGAACAAGAGAAGAUUGCAGGCGAUGCAUUUGGCAGUAGAUUUGCAAAUGGGGGCAGAGCAAAGAAAGGCGGAGGUGCCAGACGAACCGCGGGUACUCUGUCAGAAUUAGCUGGCGGGCAGCAAAUGUCCUACAUCGAAUACAACAAAAGUAGGAAUAGUGAGAUCAAAGGCAAAGGGGUCAAGAAUGCUUUCCUGCGUAAGCUCAACAGCAGUACAGCAAAUGCGAAAAAGAAAGCAGGUGGUGGCUAA